UCUCCCAUCACCCUAACCCCAGUUCAGCAUCGCCCAUCGAUCGUCUCUGCACAUCCACUUGCUGCUCGUAUAAACCUCGAGUGCACCUCGCUAAAUAACCCAGAUACCAUAGACAUGGCCGACGCAGAGCAGACGCAAUCUCCCGCGGAGAUCCCACCAGCUGAGCAGGCCAGCGAUGCCGCCAAAGGCCGCAGAGAAGGCCGCACGUCAGGCUGAGCUCGACGCGCAAAAGGCUGCCGCGGAGGUCGACUUUGCCACCGAGUUUUAUGGGAAGCUCCCGCUCAACCAGUCCCAGACGCGCCCCCGCCGGCCGCACACUCACAUCGCCGAUCUCAAGCCUGAGAUGGACGGCCAGCAGGUUCUCUUCCGCGCACGCAUGCAGGCGUCCCGCGCCCAGGGCAGCAAGAUGAUCUUCUUCAACUUCCGCCAGCGCAUCGACACCGUACAGGGCCUCCUCAUCGUCUCCCCGGGAAAGGUCAGCAAGCAGAUGUACAAGUGGGCCGACAGCCUCCAGCUCGAAAGCAUCGUACUCGUCGAGGGCACUGUCAAGAAGGCCCCGGAGCUUAUCAAGAGCGCGACGAUUCAGGAUGUCGAGGUUCACCUUUCGCAGAUCCACCUCAUCUCUGGACUUACUGCUGUUUUGCCGUUCACGGUCGAGGAUGCAGCGCGUCCAGAGACGGAGAUUGUUGGGACGGACGAUGAAGUGCGGAACAAGCGCGUCCUCCUCGACACCCGUCUCAACAACCGUGUCGUCGACUUGCGGACACAAACAAACCAGGCCAUCUUCAAGCUGCAACACGCCAUCGGCAUACUUUUCCGUGAAUUCCUCGAGGGACUGGGAUUCACGGAGAUUCACAGCCCGAAGCUCCAGGGCGCCGCAACGGAAUCGGGCGCGUCUGUCUUCCAGGUCAGCUACUUCAAGGGCAAGGCCUUCCUCGCGCAAUCGCCCCAGCUCGCAAAGCAAAUGGCGAUCGCGGCCGACUUCGAGCGCGUGUACGAGAUCGGGCCCGUCUUCCGCGCAGAGGAGAGCAACACGCACCGGCACAUGACCGAGUUCAUCGGGCUCGAUCUCGAGAUGGCCAUCGAGGAGCACUACCACGAGGUCAUGGAGCUGCUCGACUCGCUCUUCGUGCACAUGUUCCGAUCCCUGCGGCAGCGAUACGCAAAGGAGAUCGAGACCGUGCGCAUACAGUUCCCUGCGGAUGAGUUCAAGUGGCGCGAGGGCCCCGAGGGGACACUCAAGCUCAGUUUCAAGGAGGCGGUAGACUUGCUCGUCGAGGAUGGUGUGCCGAGGGAGAAGUUGGACGAUAUCAACACUGAGAAUGAGAAGCGCCUGGGGAGGAUCGUCCGCCAGAAAUAUGAUACCGACUACUUCAUCAUCGACAAGUUCCCCAUGGCACUUCGGCCCUUCUACACCAUGCCCGACCCAAAUGACCCGACGCUCUCCAACUCCUACGACUUCUUCAUGCGCGGCGAGGAGAUCCUCUCCGGUGCGCAGCGGGUGCACGACCCGGCGCUGCUCGAGGAGCAAAUGCGCGCCAAGGGCGUCGACCCCGCGUCAAUGAGCUACUACGUCGACGCAUUCCGGCUGGGCUGCCCGCCACACGGUGGAGGCGGAAUCGGCCUCGAGCGCGUGCUCAUGCUGUUCUUGAAGCUGAACAACAUCCGCCGCGCAUCGCUAUUCCCGAGAGACCCCAAGCGGCUCGAGCCGUAGGCGGGCGUAUCUGUGCUAAGAAGGUGCUCGUGGCGGACGCGUACACGCAGUAGAUGAGAAUGUAAUGAUCUGAACCGGUGAUGUAGUGAACCGUAAAUUGCAUUGUACCAGUGUCAGCCUCAAUCGCA
Messenger RNA from Laetiporus sulphureus 93-53, 1842 nucleotides. RefSeq names its product aspartate-tRNA ligase. The record is from RefSeq and is a predicted model, not a curated record. The coding region runs from base 176 to 1714 and encodes 512 amino acids. Gene Ontology annotation, biological process: aspartyl-tRNA aminoacylation. Gene Ontology annotation, molecular function: ATP binding; RNA binding; aspartate-tRNA ligase activity. The transcript has 9 exons. Lineage: Eukaryota; Fungi; Basidiomycota; Agaricomycetes; Polyporales; Laetiporaceae. Gene Ontology annotation, cellular component: cytoplasm; cytosol; aminoacyl-tRNA synthetase multienzyme complex.